AUGUUUUCUCAUUGGAAUAUGAUGCCAGAGUACCAUUAGACACAGUGUUUACAGAAUCUGUUAUGGCAAGAUAUUUAAGAAUUUUUAAUUUCCUGUGGAAGCUGAGGCGAGUGGAGCAUGCACUUAUUGGUGCGUGGAAGACAAUGAAACCUAAUUGUAUUACUUCUCAUUCUUUCACCAAGCUGCAGCAUGCAGUUAAGUUGCAGUUACUCUCAACACUGAGACAAUGCCAGGUCCUUUGGAAUCAGAUGAAUCAUUUUGUAACAAACUUGCAAUAUUAUAUCAUGUUUGAAGUUCUAGAGGUUUCAUGGUCUAACUUCUCAAAUGAGAUGGAAGUAGCGAGGGAUCUUGAUGAUCUACUUGCAGCACAUGAUAAGUACCUCCAUUCAAUAGUAGAGAAAUCUCUUCUUGGUGAACGAUCCCAAUCCCUUUACAAGUCACUCUUUGUCUUGUUUGACCUUAUAUUACGUUUCAGAAGUCAUGCUGAUCGGUUGUAUGAAGGAAUUUAUGAGUUACAAACAAGAACUAGGGCAUCCUCUUUAUCCUCUCAAGACAAGAACAGAUCACGGAGGCAGACAAGUGACAAAUCUUCAGAGCCUGGAUCAUGGCUUAAUGAUGGCAGGAAAGCUCUAGAAGAACGUGCUGGUGAAUUUCUUCAAAAUAUGGGGCAGGAACUGGAAGCAAUAUCAAAGGAAUAUACUGUGUUGCUUGAAGGUUUCUUGUCUCAGUUGCCUGUGCAGCAACAUGUUGAUUUGAAAUUCCUCUUCUUUCGGCUUGACUUUGCAGAAUUUUAUAGUCGGUUGCAUCCUGGAUCAUAGCAAAGUUAUUAAUACAACCGAGUUUAAUCCAUUUAUUCGAGGCAUGAGCAGAGUUCAUUUAUUUGCUGCACAAUGAGUGAAGAGUCAUGCAGUGUCUUGCUGACGCCAGGAUUAACCUUUAUAUUCCACUGCUUGAUUUUAGGAGUCUGAUAUUAUCUUUCAUCAUAUCAGAUGGUUUGUGCUCCUUUCCAAGGGUUUGCGUGAAAGUUUGCGAUCAUGUCAUGAUCAAAGGUAUUUUAUAUCACGAAGCGAAACAUAUCAUAGCCCAAUUAUUUGUUGGCACUUUUCUUCUUAUUGUUACAAGCUGUUUAUGCUGAGCUUGUGCAUCUGUAUCAUAGUUAUGUAUUGCCCAAAUAUUAAGCAUUUUGAUAUAUAAUUUGGUUUAGCAUCUGCUUGUUUUUUCAACCCUGACAUUUGAUACUUACUGGUUAUUUGGGUUGGGAUGGCUGCACUUUGUGUUAGCUGCAAUAAACAUAUCAUAAUUCCUUG
Molecule: messenger RNA, 1307 nt
Organism: Populus euphratica (Euphrates poplar)
Lineage: Eukaryota; Viridiplantae; Streptophyta; Magnoliopsida; Malpighiales; Salicaceae
Product: gamma-tubulin complex component 3
Exons: 3
Coding region: 63-818 (251 amino acids)
Biological process (GO): spindle assembly; meiotic cell cycle; microtubule nucleation
Cellular component (GO): spindle pole; gamma-tubulin complex; microtubule organizing center
Molecular function (GO): microtubule minus-end binding; gamma-tubulin binding
Source: RefSeq, a predicted model, not a curated record